This is a messenger RNA of Pochonia chlamydosporia 170, 1236 nucleotides long. Its product is annotated as lipase, GDXG, active site protein. Lineage: Eukaryota; Fungi; Ascomycota; Sordariomycetes; Hypocreales; Clavicipitaceae. Gene Ontology annotation, molecular function: hydrolase activity. The transcript is spliced from 4 exons. Bases 1 to 1236 code for a protein of 411 amino acids. The record is from RefSeq and is a predicted model, not a curated record.
AUGCUCCUCGGCCCCGUUUCUGUCUUGGACUGCCUCGUCGCAGGAGUUAUACUCGCGCCCCAGUUACUAUGGACUGCUGGACUUUUCGCUACACUGACUGUCGUCACUAGAGGUCUCCCAUUUCUUUUGUUCAAACUCCCUUUUCAUUUUCUUGCUCGCUAUGUCAAGGCGCGGGAUGCACAGCCGUCGUUUAUCGCCGAGUCUACUGCUUUUGAGGACAUGGUCAUUCGAAUUGUGAGAUAUGGCUUCAUGAAUUUCCCAGUCAAGACCAUCAGAGUCUUCUUGUCCAGGCAGUUUGCCUAUCCGUUUUUGAAGUGGAGGAUGUUUAGAAGUGGCUAUUUUUCGUUCCCGGCUCAAUUACAGGAGAAGGUUCUCGAACAGGGCAGUACUACUACCACCGGUCUUUGGAUCAGGCAUAAUCCAGAUCGUGAGCCUGAUGUGGUGAUCUACUAUGUUCAUGGUGGUGGUUUUGCGUUGGGAUCGUGCUACUUUUACCUCGAGUUUUUGUUGGCUAUGCACCACUUGCUACUAAAAGCUGGCUUUGAGAAUCCGGCCAUCUUCGCAUUAGAGUACACCCUCGUCCCCGAGAAAACGCACCCAACCCAGGUCAACCAAGCUGUCCUUGGUUACAAGCACAUUUUAGAAGAGAUCAAGGACGCAUCCAAAGUGUGCAUCGCUGGAGAUUCAGCUGGCGGACUAUUGACGCUAAGUCUUCUUCUAGAGCUGGGAACGAAAGCAAAAGGGCAUCAAAUGAACGGCAUUACCGCGCUUGCCGUCCCUAAGUUGGCUGUCCUAAUUUCCCCUUGGAUUACACUAGUAUCAAACAUACACUAUCCAUCAGAAGUGGACUAUCUAGAAAGGGAGACGCUGUGGAAGUACGGAAAGGCAUAUGGCGGAUCCGCGGUGCAUGACUCUGCAGCAUCGCCGGGGCUAUGCGAAGACGGAAACCUCUGGAGAGCAGUUAGUCCACAACGGGGAUACUUCAUUGUAUAUGGCGGGGAGGAGACACUGGCGCCGGACGCCGAGGCCUUCAUUCGUCAUCAAAGGAAAAACAAAGUCGAGAUCGAUGCCAUGGAGUUCAAGGGUGGCAUCCACGCGUGGCCAGUUGCGUCCCUCAUGCUUUCUGGGCCUUGGGAUCGGCGGCUACAAGGACUCGAGUCUAUUGUUGGACAAGUUAGAAAGAAGUUCACUAAUGAUACUGUCGCAACUAAAGAAAAGGUGUUAUCGUUGACAUAG